Pyrus x bretschneideri (Chinese white pear) is the source of this 2090-nucleotide messenger RNA. Its product is annotated as shikimate O-hydroxycinnamoyltransferase-like. The transcript is spliced from 3 exons. NCBI's taxonomy places the organism in Eukaryota, Viridiplantae, Streptophyta, Magnoliopsida, Rosales, Rosaceae. Gene Ontology annotation, molecular function: acyltransferase activity, transferring groups other than amino-acyl groups. The record is from RefSeq and is a predicted model, not a curated record. Bases 496 to 1812 code for a protein of 438 amino acids.
GCAAGAGGGAGGUCUCCACCAACUCCUAUCCAUCACUGCCAUUCUAUCUAAAGCGAACUAAACCCAUAUUACUUUUCUUCUCUUCUUUUUUUAUUUUUUAUUUUUUCAGAAAAAGUAACAAAGACAAAAAUGGGAAAAUUGUUGGCGGUGAUCAAGGAUUGCAUUGCAGUUUGACGUGGUAUGUGGUGAGUGGGCACGGUAGGUGAGUGACAGAUGCUCUGCUCCUCCGCGCUCGCUCCAGAUAUAUGCACUUAGUUGGAAGGUCUCAACAACACCCUCCCUCCCUCCUAAAUAAGCACUCUUCCUCUCUCCUUUCAUUCUCCUUCCCAUUUCCCAAUUUCCACCCAUCUCUGUGAAUUCUUCCCCUUUCCCUUGCCUCCAUCUCUCUCUACUCUCUCUCUCUCUCCGCCCUCCCUCUGCUAAAGUACGCUGGUAGCUGGCAACACCCACAUUUCCAGCGCAGGUGUGCCAGGCGGGGCCCAACGAAGAGCGAACAUGGUGGUCAACGUUACCGUGAGGGAGUCAACAAUGGUAAAGCCGGCGGAGGCGACGCCGAAGAAGGCGCUGUGGAAUUCGAACGUGGACCUGGUGAUUCCGAGCAUUCACACGCCCAGCGUCUAUUUCUACAGGCCGAAUCAAAACGGUGGGUCCAACUUCUUCGACCCGGCGGUGCUCAAGCACGCUCUCUCCAAGGCCCUUGUGCCGUUCUACCCCAUGGCGGGGCGGCUGAAGCGCGAUGACGACGGCCGUAUCGAGAUAGAUUGCGGCGGCCAGGGUGUUCUGUUUGUUGAGGCGGAGACGGGCUCCGUCCUCGAUGAUUUCGGGGAUUUCGCUCCCACGCUGGAGCUCCGGAGGCUCAUCCCGGCCGUUGAUUACUCCGCUGGCAUAUCGACUUAUGCGCUCUUGGUGUUACAGGUCACGUACUUCAAAUGCGGAGGAGUGUCACUUGGUGUUGGAAUGCAGCACCAUGUAGCAGAUGGAUUUUCUGGUCUGCACUUUAUUAACACAUGGUCUGAUAUGGCUCGUGGUCUUGACCUUACAAUUCCUCCAUUCAUCGACAGGACAUUGCUUCGUAGCCGAGACCCACCUCAGCCUGCAUUCCACCACAUUGAAUACCAACCUGCUCCACCGAUGAAAACCCCUCUGCAAAGCGCAAAACCUGGUGCUGCAGAUACCACCACAGUCUCCAUUUUUAGAUUAACGCGGGAUCAGCUCAACAUCUUGAAAUCCAAGUCUAAGGAAGCCGGGAAUACAGUCAGCUAUAGCUCAUAUGAGAUGUUCUCAGGUCAUGUUUGGAGAUGUGUAUGCAAGGCACGUGAACUUCCCGAUGAUCAAGACACCAAACUAUAUAUUGCCACUGAUGGAAGGUCCAGACUGCAACCACCACUCCCACCAGGUUACUUUGGCAAUGUGAUUUUCACAACAACACCAAUUGCUGUUGCCGGGGAUCUCCAAUCAAAACCAACUUGGUAUGCUGCCAGCCGUAUCCAUGAUGCUUUGGUCCGUAUGGAUGAUAAUUAUCUUAGAUCAGCCCUCGACUAUCUUGAGCUUCAGCCUGAUCUGUCUGCCCUUGUUCGUGGAGCUCAUACAUUUAGAUGUCCAAACCUGGGGAUCACUAGUUGGGUUAGGCUGCCAAUCCAUGAUGCCGACUUUGGAUGGGGUCAGCCCAUUUUCAUGGGACCUGGUGGAAUUGCAUUCGAGGGGUUGGCGUUUGUAUUACCAAGUGCAACCAAUGAUGGGAGUUUAUCGCUGGCCAUUUCUCUGCAAUCCGAACAUAUGAAAUCCUUUUCAAGGUUGUUGUAUGACAUAUAAGGAAACGAUAUGCCUGAGAAGUUUAGUCUGGUUUGAGUUACGGCCAGCCGGUCAUCUUCAGGUUUGCCUAAAUUUUCGAAAGUGGUCGUGUUUCUUUCCUAGUGCUUUUUUGCUCAUUCAUGGCUAAUGUCAGUAGGAAUACUUAUGUCGGUUGACUAUUUGCUCGACCUGAUACAGAACAUAAGUUGCACACAUCUAAGGACUUUGACAACAAUUCUAUUACUCAUUGGAACUAAAUUUACAUAAUGUUUAAUUUUGUUAUGUCACUUUGGUUACAA